Molecule: messenger RNA, 5826 nt
Organism: Anoplopoma fimbria (sablefish)
Lineage: Eukaryota; Metazoa; Chordata; Actinopteri; Perciformes; Anoplopomatidae
Gene: fndc1
Product: fibronectin type III domain containing 1
Molecular function (GO): protein binding
Source: RefSeq, a predicted model, not a curated record
AUGGCUUUACCCGCAAGCAGGACGCUUUUGGCGCUAUUCGUUACGUUUUGCGCACCAGGAUGCGGAUGGGCAGCAGAGAAGUCCCUGCGGUCACAAAAUGGGAAACAGACAUCUGUGGAUAAGGGCCUGAGGGAGAGCUGGGAGCCUUCAAUUCAUCUGGAUGGAAGACCUGUGGACCGCUUUGUCAUCAGCUCCAACAAACCUACAAGGUCUCACCGCUUCGUCAAAGGAAAGGACAGUCGCUCGCAUCUACUGGAGGAUGUAGACCCUGAAUGGGUUAACCUGGACGGCUUUGCUGUGUUGGGCGGUGCACCGGUCAGGAACUCAUCAGCAGGUCCAGCCAGGUCACCACAAACUGUUGUCAGAAAUCAGCCUUCAGUUCAUCGGGCCACCAGGGUGAACAGAACAGCCCGCCCUUUGGGAGUGUCUAAUACCAGGACACACAGGAGGGCCCCUCAGUCCUCCUCAGGUCCCAGGCAGCCUGAGAGAGCUUUGCCAGGAGCUCCCCUGUUGGAAAGGAGACCCCAACACCACACCAAGCCUCAAUCUGACCAGAGAAACCGAAACACCGCCAAACUAACGUCUGAGUCCGUUCAUGUGGUGUCACUGCAGGCACAGAAAGCCCCAAGUCAGAGCGCAUCCGCCAACAGAGCAGUCAAAACCAAAACAACCACACCAGAGCCACCGGAGUACGAGGCCAAGGACAUCAGUGUCAGGGUCAUGUCUCCUCAGUCAGUCCUCAUCUCCUGGGUUGACCCUGCUGUUGAGAUGGGAAAGGUCGUCCCUGGGGUAAUCAGAUCCUACACAAUUAGGUACAGGGAGAAGGGUGAGUCAGCACGCUGGGAGUACAAGGACAGCACCCAGAGGAGGAUGAUGAUAGACACCCUGUCUGCUGACGGCAUGUACGAGUUCGCUGUCAGAAUCUCUCAGGGAGAAAAUCAUGGAAAGUGGAGCGUCUCUGUCUUUCAGAGGACCCCUGAGUCAGCACCAUCUGGGCCACCAGAGAACUUUGAGGUCAAACCACUUCGAGGGAAAGGAACUGCUGUCAUAGCAACAUGGGAUCCACCUGAAGAACCCAAUGGGAGGAUAAGAGAGUACAUCUUGUCUUAUGCUCCUGCUAUGAAGCCAUUUGGAAUGAAAAGUGUGACGUACCGUGGCAGCAGCAGCACAGCCACCGUAGAUGGUCUCACGCAGGGAGAUCGGUACAUCUUCAAGAUUCGAGCCACCAACAGGAGGGGUCAGGGACCACAGAGCAAGGUCCUCAGUGUUGUCAUGCCAGGAUCCAGCAGCGCUGCCUCGUCGUUCUCAAAAACCAAGGACAGCCGCAGGACUAUCCACACUCCUUCCAAACAGGACACCGACCAUGAUGAAUCUGAGCUCCGGUUAACAAAGGUGACAGAAGAACCAAUCACAACCCCUCAGCCACGCUCUGCUGCACCUGUCAACAGGCGUGUACGGCCACUUUCCCAGUCACGCUCCUAUCACAGCAUCUUCUCCUCUGUAAGGGGCUCAGUCAGGAAAGCAGUGAACAGAGGGUCGUCCAGAGGAAGAGAUCAAGAUAGAGAAGAGGAAGAGGAAGAAGAGGAGAAAAUAUCCACAACUGCAUCUCCAGUAGAAGAGACGACAACCAUGGAGGUUGUACUGGAGACAAAAGAACCGGACAAUGAUGUUUCCCCUGAAUUUGAAGAUGAAGUGGGAUAUGAUGAACAACCUCUGACUACCGAGACCCCCAGCCUCAAAGUUUCAAAGCCCUCCCCAGUUAAACCUCGUCCCAAUCCUCCGCCCAGGAGGCCCAUUAAGAUCAGAGUCCAUCAGAAACCAGGAUCCAAAGCUGCUUCUUCUUCUUUGUCUAAAUCAUCUUCAUCUUCCUCAUCUUCUGCCACUUCCCCCCUUUACUCCUCUUCUUUUGAUUCCUCCUUAUCUUCUACUCCCUCCUCACGUAUUCAAGAGUCAGCAGCGAGUAGAAAGGACUAUGUGGCUUCCUCAUACCCAGAGAGCAAAGACACCUACGAUAAGCCCAGCAUAACACAUAGUAAACCCUCCUCUGCAGUUGUAAAAGAGACCAAUUCACAGCAGACAGAGGCUACAUCUGUUGGAAGAGGUUCGGGUUCAGCGGGGCGCACCAAGGGGUCUGGGUUGGGCUCGAGAUAUGGUUACAGUCGAAGACAUUCUGGAAAUUUGUUCAGAGGGAAUUCAACUCGAUUGCUAAAUGGUUACAAACCUGCUGUAACCUCACAGUUGAAUUUACCAAACAGAACUCCAAACCAAGCAACUUCAAACACACAUAGCUCAGCAACGUCACAGUCCACUUUACCAGACAGGACAUCAUCUGAGCCAGACGCAACAAAUAAGGAGGGAAAUGAUGAGAGCAAUCCCAAAAACACAGAUGCAGAAGUAACCACAGUCGAAGAGCCUACUUCAAGCUCUAAACCACAACCCACAGAGGAGGAGAGGGAGGAAGAGGCAAGGGAGGAUAGCAGUAAUGAAAAACCUGUUGUUUCUCGUACCAGAAUUAACCCCUCAUUUGCUGAAAGGUUCCCUUGGCUAGCUAGCCGUUACCCAGGCAGGUUUGGUUCAGGGACGAGAGCUUCUUCAGCCAGACAGGACGGUAGGACCUCCUUGACGAGGGCGUCAUCCUCCAUGGGGGCUGGCCGACCCAUCUUGAGGGGGACACCCACUAGAGUGUCAGGUGCCACAGGUGCCGCAGGAGUAUCCACGAUACAGGAGACAAGUGACGAUCUGAGGACGCAUGAUUCACUAAAAAAUGGGGAGGGCGUGGGUUCAGUUAAGCCCUCUUUGACCAAUAAAAAUACAGUCUCUAGUGACGCUAGAAACCCAACUACCUCAUCCUCUUCAUCAACUUCAUCAUCUUCCUCUUUGGCAGCAACUUCUUCAAACUCUGAUUCCCAUUAUUCGUCAGGUAGACGCGGACACUCAAAUGAGCCAGUCCAUAGAGAAACGUCUAAUAACAAUAACAAUGAUCAUAAUGAGGAUUAUCUCGAUGAAAAGAGUAGAGAAAUCAGUGGAAAAAAUGAUAAAGUUGUUUUAACUUCAGCUGACCCUAAAAAACAUGUAGAAGACAAUGACAGUGUGGAUUCAAGGGCAACUGUUUCCAGGACAAGACCUGGAUCACCGUCUGGAGGCACUCAAUCUCAUCGUCGUCCUGGUGUGGGGUUGAAUGGGAGAGUACACUCUCCUGUGCUUGCUAACCGGCAGUUUGGUGGAUCUAGGCUUGCCAUAAGACCACAACCAGCACAGAACUCAAGGAUUGGUUCUUCAACGUCCGAUUCCUCCUCCUCCUCAUCAUCAUCAUCAUCAUCAUCAUCAUCUGACUCCUCUUCUUCCUCAAAGUUGCCCCAGCCAGUUUUGACCUCAGAUCAUGACGUUGGUGGUGGUACUACUGUGACAAAGACAGGGGGAUUAAUUGAUGGCAACUCCCGGGGCCAGGGAGGUCGGUCUCGCUAUCCCAUUGUCAGAGGGAAACCAACCAAUGGAGGACUACUCAAGCCUGCAAAUGGAAAUGGUAAAAAUGGACGACCAAACCUGACAGCAACAAGUGAUAAAGAUUCCUCUUCCUCUCGUGGAACCAGCAAGGCCGUUGGUCAAAAGUUUAUCACAGGACCUGAUGGAACAAAAUGGAUAGUAGACUUGGAGCAGGGGGUUCUUAUGAACCAGGAUGGUCAGGUUCUCCAGGACUCCCAGGGCAGGCCUAAAAGAGUGGUGCUUGGAGAAGACGGACGCACAAUUUUUGACCACAUGGGCAGUCCCCUGUUAAACCAGGAAGGCAUGGCUCUGUUUGGUCACGGCCGAGAUAGCCGGCCUGUGGUCAAUCCCAAAGACAAGGUCCUCAUGGUUGGAGGGAAACCUGUACUUGGCUUGGACCGUCCUCAACUUAGGACCACCACUACCACCACCACCACCACCACCACUGCCACCACCACGGUUCCUACCACCACACCUGAACCCACCACCACCGAGUGGAUCAUAGAAGAGUCUAGCACUGCACCACCAUUCCCAACCUGUCCACCUGGAACCUUCUCCAAAACAGAUGAAUACGGGUAUCCGUUGCUAGAUGCAGAAGGAAUAUUGGACUGUUAUCCAGAAGAGGAAUCCUCAGGAAUGGAAAUGGACUACAUGGUUACAGUGACCAUGGUGCCUGAUGCUUUAGUUCUUAAGAAAGAUGAGCUUAUUCUCCAGACCACCCUGACACCCACCACCACCACGACAGCGAUCCCGACUCCGGAGCCAGACACCAGACCAUUCAACCAUGGCCCAUCAUCGGAGUUUGACCUCAGUGGGAAGAAGCGAUUCACAGCUCCCUAUGUGAACUACAUCCAGAAGGACCCGGCUUCUCCUUGCUCCUUGACAGAGGCUCUGGAGUAUCUUCAGGUUGACGUCCUAGAAGACCUGAUAAAGAAGGACAGCCUGGCAGCCAAUCAGAAUCAGCCUCCCAAAAACAAGCCUCAUAACCUCACUGUGGUCGCCAUGGAGGGCUGCCACUCCUUUAUCAUCCUGGACUGGGCUCGCCCAAUGAGGGAUGAUAUGGUGUCAGGCUACAUGGUCCACAGCGCUUCAUAUGACGAUGUCCUCAACAAUAGAUGGUCCUCUAGUCCCUCCAAAGGGACACACCUGGCUUUGGAGAAUCUAAAACCAAACUCUAGAUACUACUUCAAAGUGCAGGCCAAGAACGUGUUUGGUUUGGGACCCGUCAGCGAUACGCUCACCUAUGUCACCGAAUCAGACGAUCCUCUUCUCAUUGAAAGACCACCUGGUGGAGAACCAAUCUGGAUUCCCUUUACCUUCAAGUAUAACUCAGCCCACAGCAGCUGUAAGGGCAGCCAGUUUGUCAAGAGGACAUGGUACAGGAAGUUUGUGGGCGUGGUUUUGUGUAACUCUCUGCGAUACAAGAUCUUCAUGGGAGAUGGUCUUAGAGAGCCCUUUUACAGUAUAGGGGAUACAUUUGGUCAGGGAGAAGACCAUUGCCAGUUUGUGGACUCCUACAGGGACGGAAGGACAGGUCCGGCCUACCUCUCAAAUAAUCUGGCCUCAGCACAAGGAUUCUAUCGCGCCUACAGACAGGAGCCUGUUUCAUUUGGAGUUAUUGGUCGACGCACAUCCCAUCCAUUCGUGGGCUGGUAUGAAUGCGGUGUGCCCAUCCCCGGGAAGUGGUAAAACAGGAGGAUUAGGAGACAUUGUUACCGUGGGCGACCCUUCUGUAUCCUGCCGCGGGCUCUUACUGGCUCUGGUUCUGCCAUUAAAAACAGACUUUUGCCUGCCACAAUGAAAUAACACCACUACGAAUUCAUAAGAGCGUCACAGAAAGAGAAUAUAGUACUUUUUAAACAACCCAAUGUAUAUCAUUACAAUGCACUUUUGUUAUAUAAAGCAGUCUGUAUAUGAGGGAAAAAAAAGAAGCAUGUGUGCUCUUGCUUAAUAUAACUCUUGUCUUAAAGUGUCCUUGUAGUAUUCCCAACUAUCCUAAAGACAGGUCCUCACCCAGUGUUAUUUAUCUCAUUAAUAGAGCACUCACACAGUCAAACCAGUGACAUUGGACCAAAGCACAAGCUGCAAAGCAAACUGUAAGAAUGGGCACUUAAGGUGUGUAUAGGUCUGUUAAUUUUCCGUUGUGGGAUUUGUAUUUCAUAAUGUAAUGGCUUCUGACAGCUACUGUUUGUCUGUUUAUUUGUUUUCUUAAACCAUCAUACAGUUUUUUUACAUCCUUUUGGAAUUCACCAGAAUUCAAUAAAAGUUACUGUUUAAGUUUUGUAUGUACACAGACAAAGAAUAAAAUACCAAAUAUUUGCUCAGGAAUUGUGAGAGACUGAA